Messenger RNA from Alternaria rosae, 880 nucleotides. Its product is annotated as cyclophilin 1 long isoform. Lineage: Eukaryota; Fungi; Ascomycota; Dothideomycetes; Pleosporales; Pleosporaceae. The record is from RefSeq and is a predicted model, not a curated record. The transcript is spliced from 4 exons. The coding region runs from base 166 to 834 and encodes 222 amino acids. Gene Ontology annotation, molecular function: peptidyl-prolyl cis-trans isomerase activity. Gene Ontology annotation, biological process: protein folding; protein peptidyl-prolyl isomerization.
UUCUCUGUAGCUCUAAAUGGAGUUCACAGCCAACAUAGUGGCACCGGACUUCAGCUCCAAAGCUGCAGCAUCUCCCAGAAGAAAACUACCUGCUAUCUCACGAUUCACUGCCAAGCUCCAUGACCUAACUGCCUAUCAGGUUAGACUCACACCCCGCGCUGCAUCAUGCCCCACCUACCGAGAGCUUCUGCUCUUUCAGCUUUCCGUGCAGGUCCCCAACUGCGCGCUCCUAUUAACAAACGCUUCUUCACUCCCUCGGCAUACAACAUGGCCAUCAAGGCUUACUUUGAUUGCUCUUGGACCGGCCCCAUCGUCGAGGUCGACAACGCUGGCAACGUCACCGGCCAAGGUGAUGUCAAAGCGCAAACCGGCCGUGUCAACUUCGAGCUCUUCGACGAUGUCGUCCCCAAGACAGUUGAGAACUUCCGCGCUCUCUGCACCGGCGAGAAGGGCUUUGGCUACAAAGGCUCAAAGUUUCACCGUGUGAUUCCCGACUUCAUGCUCCAGGGUGGUGACUUCACCCGCGGCAAUGGCACAGGUGGUAAGAGCAUCUACGGUCCACAGUUCGCCGACGAGAACUUCAAGUUGAAGCACAACCGCCCCUUCCUCCUCUCCAUGGCCAACGCCGGUCCCAACACCAACGGUUCUCAGUUCUUCGUCACCACCGUCGUUACCUCAUGGCUCGAUGGCAAGCACGUCGUCUUUGGCGGUGUUCCCGACGGCGACGUCGAAUCCUACAAGGUUGUCCGAUCAAUCGAGGCCUGCGGCUCCAGCAACGGCACCAUCAAGUACAAGGAUGGCCCACCUACCAUCACUGAUGCCGGGGCCCAGUAGGUACUCUGCGAUGAAGGUGGAAUAUAGCCAUGUUUGACUAUCUGAG